Messenger RNA from Pistacia vera, 2108 nucleotides. RefSeq lists its product as uncharacterized. The coding region runs from base 8 to 1933 and encodes 641 amino acids. NCBI's taxonomy places the organism in Eukaryota, Viridiplantae, Streptophyta, Magnoliopsida, Sapindales, Anacardiaceae. The transcript has 12 exons. The record is from RefSeq and is a predicted model, not a curated record.
UCUUUUAAUGCAAUGCAAAAAGCCCACCAUUUUUACAAAAGCUUCAAAGAAAAUAUAUUGGCGGGGUGGCUCUGGUUUAAAGCCAUUGAACUUCAUGGAAACAAUAAAAAUUUCAAGACACAAGCGGUCUAACAGUGAUCCACUUAAAAGAAAAUAUGGGGAUGAUAAAUUGAAUAACACCCUUGAAGCAUCUUACCACCUUAAGCUGAAGGAAAUGGGACAGCAUAAGCACUCUGUUGAAGCCAAGAAGAGGCAACCACCUAAUGCCGAAGUCCAAAAUUCAUUAAAGCAAGAGAUUGUACAGCUUCAAGAAAGAUUAAAUCAGGAAUUUGUGGUACGACAUGCAUUGCAGAAGGCAUUAAGUUAUAGGCCAUUUUCCCAUGAUACUGUGACAGACAAAUCAAUCCCCAAGGAUGCCAAGGAACUGAUCAGGGAUAUAGCAGUUUUGGAAAUGGAAGUUGUGUAUUUAGAACAUUAUCUUCUUUCUCUAUACCGGAAAAAGUUUGAUCAAAGAGUAUCCUCUUUACCGACCAUGGAUGAAAGAUUAAAUCUAGCUACAUCAACUGAUGAGGGGAUGUUUUCAGAAUUUUGUCGAAGUGAUAUUACUUCAGAAAAAGAGAAUUCUGUUGUUCAAACUAGUAAUCUAAAGCCUUAUGAAAAUUCAUUUUGCAAUCCUCCAAAGGAAGGCAAUGGCAUUUGGGGAGCACAGAAACUUUUAGAUUCUGGCAUUCAUCGGAGCCACUCAUCACUGUCUCAACGUUCAGCUUGUUCAAUUAGAACUUCCCCUCCAUUAAAAUCUUUAGCUAAAGCUGUAGACUCGUACCAUUCCCUACCUUUGUCAAUGUUGGAGCAAGCUCAGGCUGAUGCUCCGAAUGGAAUCAGCUUGGCGGAGCAUUUUGGGACAAGUGUUUCUGAUUAUGUUCCAGAUACACCAAACUGGAUAUCUGAGGAGAUGAUAAAGUGCAUUUCAGAUAUGUAUUGUGAACUUGCAGACCCACCUUUGAUGAAUCAUGAGUGCUCAUUCUCUCCUAUUUCAUACUCAUCAUCACUGAAUAUGUUUUCUUCACGAGGUCAGGGCGAUAUUUGGAGUCCACAGUGUGGGAGGUUUUCUUCCUUCAAUUCACACUUUGAUAACCCUUUUAGCAUUAGGGAAUCCAAGGAAUUCAGUGGACCUUACUCCACAAUGGCAAAGGUUGAAAGGAUUUGUAGAGAUGAUAAAAAAUUAAAAGAAAUUGAACAUAAGCUGCAGUAUUAUAGGUCACUUGUUUAUCGUUUGGAAAAAGUUGAUCCAAGAAGGAUGAAACAUGAGGAGAAGCUAGCUUUCUGGAUCAAUGUGCACAAUGCUCUGGUGAUGCAUGCAUUUUUGGUUUAUGGAAUUCCCAAAAAUAAUCUGAAAAAAGUAUCUUUACUACUCAAGGCUGCAUAUAAAGUGGGAGGCCAAACCAUAAAUGUAGAAAUGAUUCAAAGUUCUAUUCUGGGAUGCCGAAUCCCACGUCCAGGACAAUGGCUGCGUUUUCUAUUUUCUUCCAAGGCAAAAUUUAAGGUUGGAGAUGCACGAAAAGCUUAUGCAAUUGAGCACCCUGAACCUCGUUUGCAUUUUGCACUUUGUUCAGGAAGUUAUUCUGAUCCUGUGGUCCAUGUAUACACACCCAAGAGAGUUUUCCAGGACCUGGAAACAGCAAAAGAAGAGUACAUUCAAUCAAACUUCAGCAUAAACAAGGAGCAGAAAGUUCUUUUGCCAAAGAUGGUAGAAUCUUUUGCAAAGGAUUCAGAUAUGUGCUCAGCUGGUUUGCUUGAGAUGAUUAAGCAUUCCAUGCCAGAUUCUUUCAGGAAGAACAUUCAACUAUCUCAACACAAGAAAACUGGAAAGAUCAUUGAGUGGAUACCCCACAACUUCACAUUCCGUUUUCUGCUAUCAAAAGAACUGGCAUAGCAAAACACCUCCGCAGCCAGCGGCCGAGAACCUCCUCUACUACAAGAAUUAUCUUUACAUUUCACUAGUUUGCUAGCUUGGUAGAUUAGAAUGACAGAAGAAUCACAACUAAACUUCUUGUUACAUCAGGCUUUAGCUGAGGGCUGAGCUUGUUUGAUUCAGGAGUUUUUUUCCA